AUGUGUGAAUCAUUACGUCUCAUAAAUCUAAUGGGUGAAUGCUUGAGUUCCUUAACUAUUAAGGAGUUGAAGCAAGUGGAGAAUCGACUUGAAAGAGGCAUCUCAAGGAUUAGAUCGAAAAAGGUAAAAUUUACUGCUUCUACAACGAAUCUACUACUUGCUGAUAUUGAGUUCUUGCAGAAAAAGGAGAAAGAGCUUGACCAUGAAAACUCAUUUCUCCGAGCUAAGAUUGCUGAAGUUGAUAGGCUCCAACAGCUAAACAUGCUGCCAAACGACAAUUUGGAUUUAGUCCACCCUUUUCUGCAGCGAGAUCCUCUACUUACAGAAAACAUGCUACAGGAUUGCUCCGAAUUUACUGAUGCUGACAAAAAAAUACUUCACCUUAGGUGAAUAAAAUGGAACUUGACGCCGUGGAGCAUGAAGUAGCAACAGGAUCUGCUCUCCCAAAUUUGUCUCUGUUUACAAAUAGGCUCUUUUUCGGCCAAAAAUAAGUAUCUUCUUCAACAUCAAUAGGAUUAAUAAUUGUCGUACUUGGUUAAUUAGCUAAAAUUUGCCCCUGAAAUUAAAUAUAUCAGUUGUGCAAUGAACAUACAGCUGCCACUACAAAACAAUUUAACUAUAGAUUAUUCCUGAGCACAAAAUCGGCUCGCCCGAUUAACCAACCAUUCACAGUGCUAUUGUUGAAUUAAUCUGUUUAAAACAAUCAUUUAAACUACAAAACCACACAAACAUUAAUUUUUUUCAACUCAAGAUCUACUCGUUGCAAGCUCGUAAUGAACUUAGAUGUCAUUGUUGUCACUAGCUGACUUAGAUCCCGCAAAAAAAAGGUCCGAAAACAUAAAAAAAAAAAAAAAUAGGAACUAGAAAAUAGGUCAAUAAAGACAAGACACUAACACAGAAGUUAUAUAGGGGAGGAAGCAAUAAAUAUGACAAAAGCAUAAACCAGAGGACGACCAAACUACAUGACCUCUCCCGGCAUUGAACAGCACCACUAAAUCACUUGAAGCAUUUGGCGUCCAGUAGAG
Molecule: messenger RNA, 1025 nt
Organism: Beta vulgaris subsp. vulgaris (sugar beet)
Lineage: Eukaryota; Viridiplantae; Streptophyta; Magnoliopsida; Caryophyllales; Amaranthaceae
Product: agamous-like MADS-box protein AGL11
Exons: 6
Coding region: 1-390 (129 amino acids)
Biological process (GO): regulation of DNA-templated transcription
Cellular component (GO): nucleus
Molecular function (GO): DNA-binding transcription factor activity
Source: RefSeq, a predicted model, not a curated record